AAAAAUAACAAACAAACAUCACUAAUCACCGUUUCACUACCAUAUGAUAUACCCCCACAGCCCCACUUCACCUCCCCUCCCCUCUCUCUACCGUCGCCAUUGUUGCUCACCUCAACCAAAAAGAAUCUUAAGCAUUUUCAGUUUCACUACUUCAAUUCAUCUCCUCCAAUUCACAGAAACCAUCAACAAAUCCCUUUCUAUUACCAAGUUUGCUGUAAAAUUAGCAGAAUAAUUGAAGAAGAUGCUGGGCGAACUCAUCAUAAACAGUCUUGUGUUAAUUCUUGGAUAUGCUUAUCCGGCUUUUGAGUGUUUUAAAACAAUUGAGAAGCAUGGUGCAGGAAAUUCAGAAUUAAGAUUUUGGUGUCAAUAUUGGGUCAUCAUAGCCGUUCUUACAGUUUUUGAAAGAAUCGGUGAUAUAUUCAUUUCAUGGGUACCAAUGUAUAGAGAAAUGAAGCUAGCACUCAUCAUCUACUUAUGGUAUCCUAAAACUAAGGGAACAGGGUAUGUAUAUAAUGCUAUGUUGAGGCCAUUUGUAGCGCGACAUGAGACCGAUAUAGAAAGAAGUUUAAGAGAAAUGAGAGCAAAAGCAUGGGAUGUGGCGAUUUACUAUUGGCACAAUUCGUCGGAACUUGGACAAACUAGAUUCUUUGAAAUCAUUCACUAUUUAGCUUCCAAACCUUCAAGGCCAAGAUCCGAGGUAUUACAAAACCGUCAAAAUUCAGGGGAGAGACGUCCUCCACCACCUCCACCAAUCGCUCCGCCCUCAGUUCCCCAACCCGAUCAAGUUGAGGACACGUGGGCACCAAACGCUCCGCCGCUACCAGACACUAGCCAGCGUCAACCGGAGGAGUUGCAUAUUCCAGAAUCGCCGAGUAGACCCGGUUUGACUCCGGGUCAGAGAGAACCCGUUUGGCUAAGGUUCAAACGAUCGAGAGGACUAUGAUUAUUUAAUAGCUAAACUGUGCAUCGUUCUAUGUUCAUUAUGAUACUAAUAAUUGGAAACUUAACUUUUGAUAGCUAAGCACUUAAAGUAA
Molecule: messenger RNA, 1034 nt
Organism: Helianthus annuus (common sunflower)
Lineage: Eukaryota; Viridiplantae; Streptophyta; Magnoliopsida; Asterales; Asteraceae
Product: putative HVA22-like protein g
Exons: 7
Coding region: 242-943 (233 amino acids)
Source: RefSeq, a predicted model, not a curated record